GCGCAUGCGGCGCCUAGUGAUCAGCGGGACAAUGGCGGCUUCUUUAAGUGGGGAGAAGGAAAGGGAGCGGAUGGGAGGCGUCUCGGGAAUGGCAGGCCUUGGCAGUACGCGAGAGCGGUUGCUGUCUGCGCUGGAAGACCUGGAGGUGUUGUCGAGGGAACUUAUAGAAAUGCUGGCAAUUUCAAGAAAUCAGAAGCUGUUACAGCUGGAAGAGGAAAAUCAGGUUUUGGAGUUGCUAAUUCUCCGAGAUGCAAACUUUCAAGAACUAAUGAAAUUAGCACUUAACCAAGGGAAAGUCCAUCAUGAGAUGCAGGCUUUGGAAAAAGAAGUAGAGAAGAGAGACAGUGACAUUCAACAGCUGCAGAAACAGCUAAAAGAGGCAGAGCAGAUCCUGGCAACAGCUGUUUACCAGGCAAAGGAGAAACUGAAGUCAAUCGAGAAAGCUAGAAAAGGUGCAAUCUCCUCUGAAGAGAUCAUUAAAUAUGCACAUAGGAUUAGCGCAAGCAAUGCUGUAUGCGCUCCGCUGACCUGGGUUCCAGGAGACCCUCGGAGGCCAUACCCAACCGAUUUAGAGAUGAGAAGUGGACUGUUGGGGCAGAUGAACAACCCCUCCACCAGCGGCGUGAACGGCCAUCUGCCAGGGGAUGCCCUCGCAGCAGGCAGGCUGCCAGACGUCCUUGCUCCACAGUACCCCUGGCAGUCGAAUGACAUGUCUGUGAACAUGCUUCCACCAAACCACAGCAGUGACUUUCUGUUGGAGCCUCCUGGGCACAACAAGGAGAAUGAGGAUGACGUGGAGGUCAUGUCAACAGACUCCUCAAGCAGCAGCAGCGACUCUGACUGAAGGAGGCAGAGCCCCGCGCA
Messenger RNA from Acomys russatus (golden spiny mouse), 864 nucleotides. RefSeq names its product mediator complex subunit 4 (gene Med4). Gene Ontology annotation, biological process: regulation of transcription by RNA polymerase II. The coding region runs from base 5 to 844 and encodes 279 amino acids. The transcript is spliced from 7 exons. Gene Ontology annotation, cellular component: mediator complex; core mediator complex. Lineage: Eukaryota; Metazoa; Chordata; Mammalia; Rodentia; Muridae. Gene Ontology annotation, molecular function: transcription coregulator activity. The record is from RefSeq and is a predicted model, not a curated record.